AAGAAGAAAAGGGGGGAAAAAAAAAGUAUCAAACGAAUAUGAAAUUGGUAUUGGAGAGCUCUGGUUUACAAGUGAAGCCUACGAUCGAGGACGAUCCUAUCGCUUAUCAUGAUCAUCUUGAAAAUGAGCUUGUUGCCAACAGUGCAGGUUCCCUCAGCCUAAUGGAGCUCUGUUCAAUUAAACUUGAAAGUGAAACACUGACCCAGAUUCCACGGGAACAUGAAGCUCCGCAACCAGUGAACAACACUGAGAAUGGGAGGGAAUUCAACUCCUUAAAUCUGCUGAAUACUCCGAAUAACAAUAAACAAAAUGAAGAAAGAAACAUAAAAAGGAAGUGCAUCUCAAAUUAUUAUGUGUUGAUGACAGCCUCGACCUUAGUUGCAGCUUCUACGUAUACACGUAUUUUCAAUUUGAGCCACUCUGAUUCUGAAUCUACUGAAUAUUUCAGCGUUCGAGAUAUAAUAUUGUGUCCUGACCGACUGCCCAAUUCUUUCUACAGCAUCAUGUUCAUGACAGUCGCAUUUACUUUGAGUAUGGUUGGGCUUGUGAUAUCAUUCCGUUCCCGGGUAUUUCUGUUGCUAUGCUUGUCUGCAUUCUUUUUCAGUUAUACUUUCAUAAUGAAAGAUAAUCUGCCCAAAUUCUGGGUGACUUUUGAAUCCUUCAACUUCAAGAUUUCAAGCUUCUGGUUGGUCUGGCUGUACGGCCUUUCUUUAAUUCUCCCACUAGUUACAUUCUGGCUUGUGGUCAAGUUAGGGAUUAUUUGA
Molecule: messenger RNA, 764 nt
Organism: Camellia sinensis
Lineage: Eukaryota; Viridiplantae; Streptophyta; Magnoliopsida; Ericales; Theaceae
Source: RefSeq, a predicted model, not a curated record